AUGUUCGCCCUCAGCCUCGCUUGGGUAGCCGUGGCUAGCGGCUACAGCACGUCGCCCAUCGUCCUCGAUUUUGCGGAAACGCGAUAUGGCGAGGGUUCGUCACUCUUGAUGUGCCUCCACGGCACCCUGCAAUGCAGAGCCCUGUGCUGCUCCGUGCCCUUCGACCGCAAUUGGGGUGGGCACAAGUUCUGUGGCCACUUCGGCAGCCAUUUCAAGGCCGAGGUCUGGACCAAUUGCUGGGGUGAGGGGAAUGAGGGCGCGGGUGGCAACGUGAGAAGCCAAUGUUGUGAAUGCGUGGCGGACGAGCCUCCCACGAUCUUGCCAAAGCCCGUGAGGGCCGAGGGGGCAGAAUCAUGGCUACCGAGCCACAAGGGCCAGGAGGGCUACUUCGAGCUGCCAGCCUCUCACGAGCAUUGUGACUCGCGAGACGAUGGCAAGUGCUCAGGAUUCAACCUCACCUGCCCCACGGGCUCCCUGUCUGUGCCCUUCAAUCAGUGCUUGCAGGGCAGCCUGGGCAGGUGGGAGGAUGGCUUUCAGCUCGCUUGUGGUAUGGAUGGGGCCGAAGUCUACACUUACGCCUAUGAGGGCUGGGGGUGCUCGGGCUCCUUUGGUGGCUAUCAACCACCCAGCGCCUUCUGCCGAAUCUGUGAGAGCACCGUGACCUUGACGACCACUUGGUGGCCCAAGCCCAGCAAAUCUCUGCGUGAGCUCUCCUGGGAUGCGAGCUGUGUGCCCACCACCAGCACUCGCACCACGGUGACCACCACCACGGAUCCCUUUGCAGGUCGUGGUUGGGAGCCGGUGGGUGGUGCCGGUGGUGCCUGUCGUGGUGACACGGCCAACGACAACGCGCCGGAACACUACGAAGUACACAGCCUGCAGAGCCUGGAGGCCUGUCAAGCGCAGUGCCUGGCCAUGUUCCCGCGGUGCAAGGGCGUGGAGUACAGUCAGGGACGUUGCGAAGUCUGGGUUCGACCAGAAGGCAUCUUUGUGGCAAAGGAUCUAAGUGGCUUUACUUGCCUUCGCUUUGGAUGGCCCACCAAGUAUCUCCAACCGGUUGAUGGGGGCGAUGGCCGCGCCUGCCGUGGGGAUCGGGUCACCGACAACCUGCCGGAGUAUUACACCAUCACAAAGACGAGGUUUUUAGAAGAUUGUAAGGCCAGAUGUGCAGCUGCCCCGGUGUGCGAGGGUAUCGAGUUCAGCCUGGGCCGAUGUGAGAUCUGGUUGCGCCCAAUCCGCGCGACCACCGGCAUACCCGGUUUCAGUUGCUUUGGCUACAGCCCCCCAAGUGGGCUAUUGCUCCUUUGA
Symbiodinium natans is the source of this 1308-nucleotide messenger RNA. The record is from the annotation of a GenBank genome assembly. NCBI's taxonomy places the organism in Eukaryota, Dinophyceae, Suessiales, Symbiodiniaceae.